AUGGCUACAGCUAAGCAAAUUCGACGUGCAUAUAUUCAAGGUGGUUACAAGAAUUCUUAUAAGCCAACGGAAGUUUAUCGCAGGCCAAAAAACGGCGAAUAUUUAACCAACUAUCGUGAAUUUUAUCCUUCCUAUCCUAAAGCAAAACCCAGUACACCUGUUCGGCCAUUUACAAGAGAAAGAACACCUGCAAUCAAGAAGGGUCCUAUGGUAUUUGAGACAGCUCAACGUUCCGAUUUUAUACCCUUGCCGAUAUCGAAACGUAAUAAAGCCUCAGUUACAGUUUUUAAAAAUAGUGAAAAGCCUCUUUUAAGCGGUGAUAUGGAUAUUAAAACUACAUAUAAUGAAACAUUCAAGCAUAAUAAAUUGAAAUAUAAACCUGUUACGAUAACAAAGCCUGAAGCUAGAGCUGUCACAAGCUAUGAUAACAGAAGGAAAUUUGUCCCUCUUACAACUCAUGCAGAGGAAUUUAAACCCCGUAAAAUCGAUCGUCAAUCAUGUUAUUCCGAUCCACCAUGUUAUACUGGUUCUAUUUUAUAUCCCGAUCGCCACUUGUCUCAUUUUUCAACAACCACAUCUGACGCAUUCAAGCAGCUACCAGGUGAAAGAGCACGGCGUGUUCAAGCUUCGAAGGAUAACCUAGCUAUCGAGGGUGAUUUUUAUCACAAUACGAGCUAUAAAAAUAACUUUACCCCUCAUCAAUUAGAAUUAGCUCAUAUAAAACCAGUGGAGAAGAAAGUAAUGAUAACUAAAACAAAGCAACCUCGGCAUAAAUUUGAUGCCAUUACGCAGUCCAAAGAUGAUUUCAAAGCUUACCGGGAUUCUCGUCCACCAAAACCAAUUACUCCACCACCAUCAACAUUACAAUUGUUUGAAGGUGAAAAAAGUGAGUUUAUUACAGCUAAUGCCGAUUCCUAUCGUGGAUGGGAUACUUCAAAGCAUACAAGAAUACCACCAGCUAAAAUUGCAGAACCAGAUUAUAAACCACCUAUUGAUAAAUUUGAAAAUUUAACUACCAGCAAAAGUCAUUACCAGCCCAUAAAGGAACAUGAAAAUUAUAAACCGGUGAUGUUUAAACCAGUUCCUAAAGCAGAAUCAGUUAAUCGUAAAUUUGAUUAUCAAACAACACAAAACGUGGAAUUUAAGCCAUACUUGAUUGAUCCAAAAGAACGCCCGAAAAAUUAUAAAAUAAUAGAUAUUUAUAAUCCAACUCUAGAAAAAUUUGAUAGUACAACAACGACCAGGGAUACUUAUAAGUCAUUUGCUAAAGCUAGUAAAGCAUCAGCCUGGAAACCUCCAACACAAGAUCACCGCAGUCAUCAACCAUUUAUUGAUCAUACUGAAUAUCGACAGUCAUUUCAUGAAAAGCAAAGCGAACCAUGGCCACCAACUAAAUUUGUUCAACAGUAUCUCCAGUAUCAUCGAGGUCAAGAUAAAAGUGCAGAAAACACAAAUUAG
Trichoplax adhaerens is the source of this 1458-nucleotide messenger RNA. RefSeq lists its product as uncharacterized. The record is from RefSeq and is a predicted model, not a curated record. Gene Ontology annotation, biological process: microtubule anchoring. The transcript has 3 exons. The coding region runs from base 1 to 1458 and encodes 485 amino acids. Gene Ontology annotation, cellular component: cytoskeleton. Lineage: Eukaryota; Metazoa; Placozoa; Uniplacotomia; Trichoplacea; Trichoplacidae. Gene Ontology annotation, molecular function: microtubule binding.